Messenger RNA from Staurois parvus, 367 nucleotides. Lineage: Eukaryota; Metazoa; Chordata; Amphibia; Anura; Ranidae. The record is from the annotation of a GenBank genome assembly.
UGAUUCCCACUAGCGCCUGGUGAUUGCCGAGCAUCUCCGAUGGGGAAGGGGGGGAGAACUGUUUGUAAACAAAACAGUUCUCUCCCCUGUCAGCUCCUGCACACUGCUUUGCAUGGCUGUGCAUAGCACAGCCAUGCAAAACAGUGUGCUUACAGUGAAGCACAAACACAGCCACUCAGUAAAACACUCUCAGCACACAGUUAACCCUUUAAUCACCCCUCAUGUUAACCCCUUCCAGCCCAGUGUCAUUAGUACAGUGUCAAUGCUUUUAGUUAGCACUGAUCACUGUAUUGGUGUCACUGGGGAUGUCAGUGACACCAAGUCAGUUCCCUCCAGUGUUAGAAUGCCUGCCACAGUCCCGCUAUAA